Molecule: messenger RNA, 4558 nt
Organism: Gracilinanus agilis (Agile Gracile Mouse Opossum)
Lineage: Eukaryota; Metazoa; Chordata; Mammalia; Didelphimorphia; Didelphidae
Gene: RIN2
Product: Ras and Rab interactor 2
Exons: 13
Coding region: 292-2979 (895 amino acids)
Biological process (GO): vesicle-mediated transport; signal transduction
Cellular component (GO): cytosol; endocytic vesicle
Molecular function (GO): guanyl-nucleotide exchange factor activity; small GTPase binding
Source: RefSeq, a predicted model, not a curated record
CACUAUUGGGAGGCAAUGGAAAAAGCACAAUACUGGGAACCAGGAAACCUGAGCUUGAAGUUUGCUUUCAAUACUUAUUAGCUGGGAACCUCAGGACGGACUAGAAAGACCAAAAUAGAGAACCAUACAUAAAGAAGAGGCCUUGUCCUUAACCCCUACCGAAGAAGAUAAGAGUCAAGGAGACUGCUCGGAGCUCUCCCCAUAUCCAGGAUUGUGACUGAAGCAGACAAGGAAGAAAAAUGCAGGAAUGAGCAGGAGUCUGAAGUGCACAGUGGAACCUGCCUGGGGAGAAUGGCCUCUUUGACAAUGGCUGCCCGUUGUCAGGACAAGAGAGGAAGCUUCUUUAAGCUCAUUGACACAAUCGCCUCUGAGAUCGGGGAACUGAAACAAGAGAUGGUACAGACAGAUGUCAGCCUGGAAGAUGGACUGGAAUCUACUGAAAUACCCAGUACAGUGAAACACUUGGAUGAUGUCUGCCCUGAAAAAAAGGAAUUAAAAAGCUACCCCCGGGAUUCUGGCUACGACAGCCUCUCCAACAGACUCAGCAUAUUGGAUCGCCUUCUGCAUACUCAUCCCAUAUGGCUACAGCUCAGUUUAAGUGAUGAAGAAGUAGCAGGAAUACUUCAAUCCCAGCCGCCAGGGAUCUUCCUGGUUCGAAAAUCUUCUAAAAUGCAAAAGAAAGUGCUCUCACUUCGUCUGCCCAGCGAAUUUGGGUCAUAUCUCAAGGAGUUUGCAAUAAAGGAAAGCACAUAUACCUUUUCCUUGGAAGGCUCUGGGAUCAGUUUUGCAGAUUUAUUCAGGCUUAUCGCUUUCUACUGCAUUAGCAGGGAUGUCCUGCCAUUCACCUUGAAACUGCCUCAUGCCAUUUCAACAGCAAAAACGGAGGCUGAACUUGAAGACCUGGCCCAGUUAGGACUGAAUUUUUGGAACUCUCCGGCUGACAACAAACCCCCAAAUCCUCCACCUCCUCAUAGGCCUCUCCCCUCAGACGGUGUUUGUCGAGCUUCACGUCAGCUUUGCCUUAUAAAUGGAGUGCAUUCUAUACGAACCAGAAGGCCUUCGGAGUUGGAGUGCAGCCAGACCAACGGGGCCCUGUGUUUUAUUAAUCCUCUUUUCUUAAAAGUGCACAGCCAGGACCUCAGUGGAAGCCUGAAAAGGCAGAGCACAAGAACUCCAGAAGUGAAUGGCACUGAGAGUCCUCGUUCUCCUCCACCCAGACCCCCACCACCAUCUAUUAAUAGUCUCCCCACAAGCCCUCAGCUGUCCAGGACUGAAACUCAGACGAGUAUGCCAGAAACGGUCAACCAUAACAAAUAUGGAAACGUAGAUUUGCUGGGAAAGAAACCGACCCCCAUCCCUCCACCCCGUCUGAAGAAACUUUCUUCUUUGGAAGGGGAAGGUAAUAAUGCAAAGACCUUGACAGGAAUUCGACCUUGUCUUAACCAAGAGCCUGCAUCGGGAGCUGCUGGCAGCCCAGGUGAUGCCCCCCCUGAGCAGAAUCUAGCAGGCUGCAAAAAGACUCUGCCUACAAGCUCUGACUCACAACUCCAGUGGAAUGGAGGCAGGCAGAGACUGAGCGACAUGAGCAUAUCUACUUCCUCCUCAGACUCACUGGAGUUUGACCGGAGCAUGCCACUGUUCGGCUACGAAGGGGAUACCAACAGCAGCCUGGAAGACUACGAAGGAGAGAGUGACCAGGAGAGCAUGGCACCCCCCAUCAAAUCCAAAAAGAAAAGGAGCAGUUCCUUUGUUCUCCCCAAAAUUGUCAAAUCUCAGCUACGCAAAGUGAGUGGGGUUUUCAGCUCCUUCAUGACCCCCGAGAAGAGGAUGAUCAAGAAAAUUGCUGAACUGUCCCGGGACAAGCGUACUUAUUUUGGGUGCCUCGUACAGGACUAUGUAAGCUUUCUGCAAGAAAACAAGGAAUGCCAUGUUUCCAGCACAGACAUGCUGCAAACCAUCCGACAGUUCAUGACUCAAGUUAAGAACUAUUUGUCCCAGAGCUCGGAAUUGGAUCCCCCAAUUGAAUCGCUCAUUCCAGAAGACCAAAUAGAUGUAGUGCUAGAAAAGGCCAUGCACAAGUGUAUUCUGAAGCCUUUGAAGAGCCAUGUGGAAGCCAUGCUGAAGGAUUUCCAUACUGCUGAUGGUUCAUGGAAACAGUUAAAAGAGAACCUACAACUGGUCAGACAGAGGAACCCUCAGGACCUGGGUGUGUUUGCCCCAACUCCAGAUUUUGUGGAUGUAGAAAAGAUCAAGGUCAAAUUCAUGACCAUGCAGAAGAUGUAUUCGCCUGAAAAGAAAGUCAUGCUGCUGCUAAGAGUCUGUAAAUUAAUCUACACAGUCAUGGAGAAUAACUCAGGGAGGAUGUAUGGAGCAGAUGACUUCUUGCCAGUAUUGACCUAUGUUGUAGCACAAUGUGACAUGCUUGAACUGGAUACAGAAAUUGAGUACAUGAUGGAGCUGCUAGAUCCAUCGUUAUUGCAUGGAGAAGGAGGCUAUUACUUGACCAGCGCCUAUGGAGCACUUUCGUUAAUAAAGAAUUUUCAAGAAGAACAGGCAGCUCGCCUGCUGAGCUCAGAGACUAGAGACACCCUCAGGCAAUGGCACAAGAGGAGAACAACGAAUAGAACCAUCCCAUCUGUUGAUGACUUUCAGAAUUAUCUCCGAGUUGCCUUCCAGGAAGUCAACAGCGGUUGCACAGGGAAGACCUUACUGGUGAGGCCCUACAUCACUACUGAGGAUGUGUGUCAACUCUGUGCUGAGAAGUUUAAAGUAGAGGACCCCGAGGAGUACAGCCUCUUUCUUUUCGUUGAUGAAACUUGGCAGCAGCUGGCAGAAGACACUUAUCCCCAGAAAAUCAAGGCUGAACUGCACAGUCGGCCACAACCUCAUGUCUUCCACUUUGUCUACAAACGAAUCAAGAGCGAUCCUUAUGGAGUCAUUUUCCCGAAUAAUGAAGAUGAAAACGUCUCCGCGUCCUAGAAGGAUACAGGGUUCUUCCCAAUAGUACACAUGAGCUAUUGAUGGGAGUGUCUCUUUCUUGGCAGGCACAUGCCUGAGGUUCGUAAAAGGCAGGCUCCACUCUUGCACAGUGGCCAAGCUGUGGGUAGUGUCCAGUCUCUUGCUCAGUGGCCAAGCCACGGUUAGUGUCCAGUCUCUUGCUCAGUGGCCAGUCUGUGAGUAGUGCUUAUUGUGAAUAUGCAUACAGCAGCUGUGGCCGGGAUUCCCUUAUUCCCUUCAGCCACGCUGUGUCCAUGCAAAAAGUGAGCUGAGUUUCUUGGAAUGUUCGGUCCUUUGGUGUCCUUCAGACUCUUGAUUUCUGCAGCAUCCUGAGGUUUCUUCUUUAUCUACCCUUUAGACAGGUUUAUUUUGAUUUAAAAAACAUAUGUGUAUAUGCUGGAUAAACUUGUUGUCUAGUCUAUUACUCUCUUGAUUUCACCAGCAGGUGUUUGACAAGACUGUCCGAUGCAGUGCAUCACUUAACUCUCACAGUUCUAUGGAUGGUUGCAUCAUCCUUUCCUACAACUAAUAUUUUUUUUUAUAAAAAGCCUGUUUUUAUAUUUCAUAGAAAUUUUUAUAGCAGUUGCAGGUAAACUGUCAGGGUUGGUUUUUAAAAUAUUUUUGUAACUAUAAAAUAUUCUAUAAUUAUGCAUGUGAUUUUUAACAUUUAAUAUACAAAAAAAAAUAAAUCUCUUGCUGGUUUUAGAGUAUUGCAUUAAGAAGUCCCUCUUUUCUGUAACUGGACAUUUGGACAUUUUUUUUUAAAGGAGAGACUGCUGGGUUUCUUUAAGCAACUUGUGUCACUGACACUGGCCUCUGAAUGCCUGUAGGUAAAUCCUGAUGUACUGUUAUCUUGAGUUUUGUUCAUGCACAGUGUGUUUUGGUUUUGGUUUUGGUUUUAAUAAACAAGUGAUGCUAAGAAUAAUGGAAGAACUGAAUGUAGAGAAAGGAAGAGGGAGAAUGUAUAGAACCUAACCUAGGAAUGAAUGUUAGUCUGCUGGUUCAGGCUCUUUGCAGAAUGUGGGGAAAGGAGAGGGAAGGAACCAUGUCUGCUUAAAGUACUGUAAAUAUGCAUUGUGAUUUGGCGAUAUCUGCCUUGGAUGUGAUUUACUUUCAUAAAGAAUUUUCAAAAACCAACCAAGAAAAUUGAUGAUAACACUAAUGCUCUUUCCCAGUAAAUCAAAGCUAACGGCAUCAAACUGUUCAGGCUUAAAAACAAGAAUAUGUACCAAUUGAUGCUGUUUGGAGGAAAAGGGCUACCUAAAAAGCCAAUGAAAAGCCCCUUUGAGUUGCAGAAAUAUAUAUUGAAAUAAAAUUUGCGUGUGCUUGUAAGACCUGUUUAAGAAAAUCACGGUUCUUCUGUCAGUGUCUAAAUUCAGGUAAUUACAAGAAUGCAGAUCUGCUACAUGUAAAAGAUGUGUAGCUCUCUUUUACUCGGGAGUAUCUGUACCUUUUUUUUUUUUUUUUGCAUUGGUUUUGUCACAUAUCUGAAAAUGUCAGCACAUUCUGUGUUGUAUUCCCUUGUGUAAAUGAUUAAGAAUGGAUUUUGCACAUAAUACAU